Molecule: messenger RNA, 2415 nt
Organism: Encephalitozoon intestinalis ATCC 50506
Lineage: Eukaryota; Fungi; Microsporidia; Unikaryonidae
Product: ubiquitin fusion degradation protein 2
Exons: 1
Coding region: 1-2415 (804 amino acids)
Biological process (GO): protein polyubiquitination
Cellular component (GO): nucleus; ubiquitin ligase complex; cytoplasm
Molecular function (GO): ubiquitin-ubiquitin ligase activity
Source: RefSeq, a predicted model, not a curated record
AUGAACAGAAAAGAAUUAUACGAAAUGUUUAACCAUGGAGAACCCGCAGACACAGGCUCUGUAGACAUGGACGAGGCCGAAUAUAUUCGGCUAUCUUACAUUACCAACUUUUCAAGGGAUGACAUUCUUCUGGAUCUAAUUCCAAGAUACAAGUCUUCAUACAGUCCUGAGGGCACCCGGUUCUUUGUUGAAACGAUAGCCAUGAUUGUGGAUAAUCCAAGGAUGGCAGGAUGUGUAUUCAGCCCUAUUUCCCUCACAACCCUUGUUGUGAAUUCUUUUGGGACAUCAUACUUUGAUGUUAUGGAUUGCUUUGAAAGGCUAAGCGAAGUCGAAGGGAUGCCAAAAAAGGUAUUCCUUCCGAUGAUCUACGGACUGUCGUUUAGAUGUUCUAAAAUGGAUGCUACAUCAAAUAUAGCCAGCUAUAGCUCUGCACUUGAAACACUGGCAGGUCUCCCUAGUGUUCUUGAAGAACUUAAGAACGAAGUCUACUGGGGCCUGUGUGACCUUAGACCUGGAAGAGAUGUUGUUCUUGACUUUCCUGUGUACUCUGGGUUUGCUUGUGCCUUUCCUUGCUUUCUUGAUGGAUUCUUCGAGCCUUUCAUAUACAAGAAAUGUGACUAUGCAACACCUGCCCACGACUACCUUGGGAUUUCUAUGAGGGAAGUGGUGGAGAAGUCCCGGAGAUCGUACCAUUCCCUCUGUGAUCAUUCUUACAAGAUGCAUCAAAUAAUAUACUCGAUCAUAAGAUCUUCGAAAGAAUUGAGGAUUAAUUUCAUGAAAUAUGUAUGCAAGGUCAUAUCGGUGAGUAAAGAAAGGAAUAAGACUGUUUUCAACUGGAGAGAAAAUAUAAGCGAUGGGUUUGCAUACAAUAUGUCCAUGGUCAUGAGCAGGUUUAAUGGAAAGAUAAUUGACAGAAACAUGACCGAUAAAAUAAACCCAGAGAGUGUGGAAGAGAUCUCUGUGGAUUCAUUUCCAACAUUCUGCUACUUCUCAAAGAUCCAUCUACAGUUUACAUCCUGUGUCAAGUUUGGAGAAUACAUUAGAAGCCUUGCUUAUGAAUACAGGCUCCUCGAUGGAGACGGAGGAGAAAGAAUAGAGGCAUAUAGAAAAGGAAUCGACUCAAAGAUGAGUGCUUUGAACGGUCUUCUUUUUAUGACAGAUCUCUUUUCAGACGAGAAGGCAUUUACGGAUUUCAUGACCGAAUACACUGCAGAAACUGAGUACCCAUGGCCAGACUACUACUAUAGGACACUCCUAUGGAUGCAGGAGAUGACUAUUGACAUCAUGAAGUCGGCAACAAUUUCGAGUUCAUUGAAUAAGGUUAUGGAGAAUAUCAUGGACUGGAAAAGUCCUCUUUUUAAGAAAGAGGUUGUGAAGAUACUAAGCCAUCGAAGCAACUCCAUAAAGUUCACCAUGCUCAAUCGGGUGAUAGAUUACUAUAACUCUUUGGGGAGAGAUGAGAUGAGGAUGGAACCUAGAAGCAUAAUCCAUUCUAUCUUCAAGGAGGGAAGAGUGUUUGCUAAAAUGAAUGUUUGCAGAAGAAACAUCACAUUCAUCAACUGCAUGAUGAAGGACUUUGAAUACAGCUUGUCUGAGGGUCUUUCUUCAAUCAAGGAUAUAAAGGAAGACAUGAAGACUGUUGAAGAGCUUAGCAGGGAACUGGAAGAAGUUAAGAAAAAGAACUCCGAAAUCAAAAAGGCAGAGUCGAUCAACGAAAGAAUAAUUUCCAUGAAGAAGAGUAUCCGUUUCUCCAAAAGUAAGGCAAGAAACUCCUUCCUAUAUGUUGAUGGGUGCUUUGACUUGUUUAUGCAUAUCCUCGACGAAAAGCCUGACUUGUUUUUGGUGGAAGAGAUGAUCUCGAACUUUGUGAGAGUUCUGAAUUGCAAUCUGAAAGUGAUUGCAGGGCCUAGAUGCACAGACCUUGUGAUCAAGUCUCCAGAGCAGUACGGCUUUGACGCUAAAAACCUCCUGAGGAGAAUGGUCAUGAUCUAUAUAAAGAUUAGGAGCUCUAAGUUUGUUGAGAUGGUGGCCAAUGACAAGAUGUACUUUGACAUUGAGUUCUUCCGCACAGCUCUUCGGAUAUGCGAGAAUAAGUAUCUCAUCAACGAGUCUCAGUUGGAAGAGCUGAGAAGCCUUAUCUCUGAUCUGGAGAAAGUCGAGGUGGUGGAGAAGAUCGAGUCUGUUCCUGACGAGUUUAUUGAUCCACUAACGUUCAACCCAAUAAGAAAUCCAGUGAAGCUCUUGACUUCUCGGAUAACUGUAGACAAAUCCACAUACGAUAUGUUAAUGAUGAAUGGAGGAAUGGAUCCAUUCAACAGAAUGCCUCUUACAGAGGACAUGGUUGUGGAGGAUUCCGAACUCAAAGAGAAGAUAGACAGAUACUAUAGCUAUAGUAGUAAAGGGAAAGAAAUCUGA